This is a messenger RNA of Thlaspi arvense, 936 nucleotides long. Lineage: Eukaryota; Viridiplantae; Streptophyta; Magnoliopsida; Brassicales; Brassicaceae. The record is from the annotation of a GenBank genome assembly.
AUGGAAUUGCUCUAUCUCCUCUGCUCAAUCCUCUACACUUCAAUCACAACCUUCUUCCUCUCUCUCCUCCUCCCAUUUCGCGUCCUUCUCCGCCGUCUCCUCCCCUCACGCGCCGCCGUCGAUUCCAGCGUCUCCUACUACGAAGGCACCGUCUGGCACGACCGUCUCCGUCCCGUCCGGCACUCGUUUCGUUACUCCGUCCGUUACGCUCUCUUCGACCUCGACAAUGCCCUCAACGCGCCGCCGGAUCAUCUCUCCGCCGACGAAGCUCGUGUACUUUCCCGUACCACCGGGCCUAUUUUUCUAUUGACAAUACCUCCAAGUGUUGGAUAUGAACAGAACCCAUUGAGCUUGUAUUAUUGCUACAAUUCCGAAGGUUCGAGUAAGCGCUUAAGCAAAUGCAUUGCGCAGGUUACAAACACGCCAUGGGGAGAAAGAGUGACAUUUGUUUUCGACCCUGAAUCUGACGUGGUUGCUAAAUCAUUACAAGUCAGCCCUUUCAUGGAUAUGCUUGGGAAUUGGAAGAUUAGAGCCAAUGAACCUGGAGAUGAUUUAUCUGUGACCAUUGAAUCGAAGCAUCCUCAUCACGGUAACUUCUUCUCUGCGACAUUAAAGGCGAAAAGAAUACCUCAAACACGGGUGUCUGAUCCCGCGGUUUUCUUCUGGUUGAUGCCUCAUAAGGUUGCUAUAUGGAUCUAUUGGCAUGCACUUAAACUCUGGUGGAAGAAUGUACCUUUCAUUCAACACCCAAGAUACUCAAACCCAUUAUACAGAGAGGAAGCAGCGAAACGCGAUCGAGAACUUCGUUGUGUGGGUUUAGAUGGAUCAAACUCUGAUGGAACCAUGAAGCUUGAUGGGUUUAAAGCAGACGGUUGUAGUAGUGGUUUUGGAGGAUGUCGCUUUGCGUGGCGAGAUGCUAAUUGGCCUUGGUCAUGA